Messenger RNA from Oncorhynchus keta (chum salmon), 1677 nucleotides. Its product is annotated as neurogenic differentiation factor 2-like. The transcript has 2 exons. The coding region runs from base 162 to 1241 and encodes 359 amino acids. Gene Ontology annotation, molecular function: protein dimerization activity. Gene Ontology annotation, biological process: nervous system development; regulation of DNA-templated transcription. The record is from RefSeq and is a predicted model, not a curated record. NCBI's taxonomy places the organism in Eukaryota, Metazoa, Chordata, Actinopteri, Salmoniformes, Salmonidae.
UAGUAGCGAUGCCCACACUGUCUCAGAGCGCGCGCGCGGAUAGCACACUGAGCACCCUGCCGCACCUAUAGGAGCGUUUGCUCGCGUUUGCUCGCGGUCCCAGAAGAUGGUCUGAACUCACGCGCUUUCCACCCCUUCAAGAGCUCUCGCGGAGUGCCGCAAUGUUGACUAGGCUGUUCAGUGACCCGUCGCUGCUUCCCGACAUGCAUAAGUAUUCGGCCUGGGCAGAGGACAGCGAGAGCGAGGACUCGAAGACCAAGGAUGAUGAGGAUCACUGCCGCGUGGGCGAUGACGACAUGGAUGUCCCGGACCUGAGAAGCAGCCGGGCACAUUCUGAGAUCGGCGGUGAAGACGAGGACGACGACGAGGCGGAUGAGGACGAAGGAGAGGACGGUGCAGAGGGGGACGGGCCCAAAAAACGGGGCCCUAAGAAGCGUAAAAUGACACCUGCGCGUAUCGAGCGAUCCAAGUUGCGUCGUCAAAAGGCAAACUCACGGGAGAGGACGCGCAUGCACGACCUGAACUCUGCGCUCGACAAUCUGCGUAAAGUCGUGCCCUGUUACUCAAAAACGCAGAAGCUCUCCAAAAUUGAGACUCUCCGUUUGGCCAAGAACUAUAUCUGGGCCCUCUCUGAGAUCCUGCGCUCCGGAAAGAAGCCUGAUCUUGUGUCCUACGUGCAGACGCUGUGUAAAGGACUGUCCCAACCCACGACCAACCUGGUUGCGGGUUGUCUGCAACUCAACUCCCGAAACUUCCUAACGGAGCAGUGUCCGGAAGGGGGACGCUAUCCCGGCUCCAACUCCUUCUCCAUGCAUCCUUACCCCUACCAGUGCUCCCGCCUCUCCAGCCCUCAGUACCAGUCUGGUUCCAACUCGCAUCCCUUACGGACACACGGGUACUGCUCAGCCUACGAUUCGCUGUACGGUGGCAGUGGAUCUCCAGAAUACAACAGCCCAGAGUAUGAGGGGCCCAUCUCCCCUCCCGUGUGCAUCAAUGGCAACUUUUCUCUGAAGCACCAGGGCACUACGUCCCCCGAGGUAGCCGAGAAAGGCUAUCAUUACUCUAUGCAUUACUCCGGCCUGACCGGCUCUCGCCCCACUGCUGGCCACAUAUACGGUUCUUCAGGGGUGCGGAGCAGCAUCCACUCCGAAAACGUAUCGCCUUACCACGACAUGCACCUGCACCACGAAAGGGCCCCCGUCCCCGUGUACGAUGAACUCAAUGCGUUUUUCCACAACUGAAAAAGCAGUAAUAUUGCCAUGCGUGGGAGUCUUCUUGCAAUCAACAAUCAAUUAGUUGCCCACCUUUGGCAAGGCGCGUGCACGGUCACACCCCCUCCCCUAAACCUUAGUCCCAAAGGACUAUGACACCAGACACGGAUCAUUGUGGAAAAAAACGUUUUAUUUAUUGUUUUUCUAUGUCCUUUUAUAUAAUUGUAUUUAUUUUGUAUCUAUUCUGUGACGAUGGGAUGCUGUGAAAAUGUUGCAUUUGAAAUGGAAUGUGUACAGAUUUGACGGUGAUUGACGUAUGGGUUAUUAUUGAACUAGAUAGUUAAACAGAGUUCAAAUGCAACCGCAUAGUCACGUUUAUAACAUUGUAACAACCGAUGAUGCUGUAACUAAUUUCGAAAUAGAGGAUUAAAUUAAGAAGCAAGCAGUGCACUUAAAAGCAAGCAUG